AUGAAUUCCCAAAAAUUAAAAGAAUCUCCAGAAAAAGUAACUCGAGUUGAAAAUGAUUUAAAUUCGACUGAAAGAAUAGAAAAAAUAAAAGAUAAACUGCGUAAUAAAUGCAAAACAACCUAUACUAGCGUAGAGACGUCGAAAGCAGCAAGCAAUAAGCAAUCAGAGUUUAUAGACAUGCCAAGUUUGAACGAUACCAUUCAAAUAAAAAUCGAAUUGCCUGAUAGUUCAGAUGAAUUAGACCCACAAGAAAAUGUAGUAAAUCAAACGACAUAUUCGAACGACGAGGUCCAUACAUCACAAAAUGUUAAGAGAGAAUACACUACAAGAAUAGCGGAUUCAGCUAACUUAGGGCCGGAUGACGGUUGCAUAACAGCAGAUCCCCUAUUAGACGUAAUAAAUUCACUUAAAACUGAAAAAGUGCAACUACAACCGGUGCAGGACUUGGAGCAAAAUUUAAGAGAACUUUGUAUUGCUAACAUGUGCAGUUCUGAAGACAACACGCCAAUUGAUGACAGCGGAGAAGAAAAUAAAGAACUAAAAACAACAGUUGAAGCUAUGCAAAUAGAAGAAGAAUUACCAGAGAAAACGGAAUACGAUAAGAAAAAUAUGCGAAAAGAACUGUUAUUAGAACAGGAAAGAAAAUUAUCUACUUUGCGACACCAACAAAUCCGAUUGAAGAUACAAUCGAAAUUCCCAAAAGGAACGGUAGAUCAAGAAACACAAACGGAGAACUCAGAGGUUCCACAGCAACAAGUUCCGUCCCAAGAAGAAAUAUUGCAACAUCAAAUCAAACAACAACAACUCGAAAUAGAUCAACUGAAACUUCAGAACGCGAAAAAACAACAAGAGUUUGAUCAUCAGAUAAAACAACUAAAGCUGGAAGUAAGCAACUUUAAACAAAUGGAGCAGGAUAUUCAAUUGCGAUAUCAAAAGAUCUGCAGCACAAAUACACAGAACUUUGGUAAGCUUCAUUGUGAAAUAGAAAAAUUGCUGUUUUGGUUGGAAUUCUUCUACCACGAUUCAAUUACGAAAAAGACUCCAGCCAAAAGACCAAGAAAACUGCCUCCCAAAAAACAAAUGCAACAUAAUUGUGCUACCGAAGCAGAAUUUGAACACUUAUUCAAUACCAUUUUUCCCGAAUACCUUUUAUCGUUAACAACUAUAAAUAACCGUGAUAUUAUUCGAAUUCCACAAAUCGACAUAUCAUAUAAGAAGUAUUUAGCGCAAACCAAACAAGUACUUCAGAUAUUUGCUAACUGCAUGAGCAACAAAAAAUCAGAAAUAUUACAAUUCAUUGAAUAUAAAACAAGUUCAGGCAUUCGUAAUGAGCUCCAACAUAAGAAUUCUAAUAAACUUUUUCAUUUAACUGAUUGGAUUAACAGUGCUUGUCAGAUUCCUGCUACACUACCAAAGGGCUCAUCUAUACCAAAAGAACAAGAGCAGAACCAUAUAAGCAGUUCAAUAGCUGAUCUGAAUUCUAUCGAUUUAAGUGGUGAGAGCCAGUCAAUCACUAAUGUAAACCUUCCUAAUCCUUCAACACCACCUAAUAUUCAUACCAACUCAGUUUCCAAUAUUUCACCUUCAACGAUUGGUAAUGCACCUCAUGUAGAAAAUAUUUCUCCUCCUCAAACCGAACAAGGAAUUAUUACUCAGAACUCACAAAAUGCAUUUCUUGCAGGUAUUAAAAAUCAGCAGAUACAUGUAUCCGAUGGAGGAAGUUCAUUAAUUAAUACAGCGUUUCCUAAUAUGAUUCAGAGACAAAAUGAACCAACAACUUUUCAGCAGAUUAGUGCAAAUGCUGUUCUUCCAAGCGCGAGAAACAAUCAAACGAAUGCAUCAUUCAUUGAGGGGUCACAUAAUCAUACACUGUUUUCUACUCGACAGCAAAAUGAACCAAUGGUUCUCGAUCAACCUCAGCUAAAUAUAAUGUCUUCAGAAAUCAACCAUCAACAAACUCAAAAACGAAAUACAAAUUAUUCACAUAUUCAUAGACCAACACCUCCUUCACAAACGCAAAAUGAACAAUUGACUAUUGAUCCGCAUUCAGUAAAUGUUGUUCAUACGGAAAGUCAACAACUCCACCCAACGAAUGGACAGAACUCACUUUUCAAUAAGCAAUUAUAUAAUCAGGAAAAUAUUACACAUCAAAUACUUUCUACAUACCCUCAACAAAAAGGUGUUGUUUUGAAUGGAGAACACUUAGUCGAGACUGUUAUAAGAAACCAAAAUGCACCAACUUAUAUUCCACACAAUGUAAUGCAACGCCCUCUAACAAAUGAACAAAAUUAUGGAACACAACAGUCGUCUAACAUUUUAAGAGCGCAAGUCACCCAGCAAAAUAUAGCAAGUCAACCAACUUCAAUCAUUUUACAUACGAACUCAAGCCAAAAUAUGAACAAUUUAUCUCGUAACGACCAUGUUCACAUUCACCAAAAUAAUCCAAAUCAAUACCUACAAAAUCAAAAUCCUUGUGAAAAUUAUCCAGAUAAUUCAUCAGUUUUAUUUGGUACACUACCUACGGAUGAAAAUAAUCAGCAUAUUUUAUCUCAAAUACAUAAUCCAAGUAUAACACAACAAGUACGAGUCCCAGCCCAACCAGAACUGGAACACAUUCUUGCCCAACAAAAUAGUAUAGUUAAUCUAUCCCAAGAAAGAAACAAUUUCUCUCACUUCAACAGUGAUUGUCAGGAUUUAUCCUUAAAAUCUGUUCGAAUCAUACCCACAAAUACUUCUGAAAAUAUGAUUUAUUCAGCAGAAAAUCCAAUGAAUCUAUGCCAAGAACGUUCAGUUCUUUCUAGUUUAAAUGGAAAUAACCAUAGAUAUUCUUCCAGCUUGCAUUCACCCGAAACUGCAUACGAACAUCAAACAAUGCCAUCGCAUUUCCAAAAUAAUCAACAAUCUCAACAAAGUGUGAAUAUGCCAAAUUUUACAGAUCUAAACAUUCCACAACACAGAACUUUAGGUUCGCUAUAUUCUGAACCAAGUCAAUUCAAUCAUUAUGCCGAACGUAUCCAUACCAAUGUUUCAAAUAAUAAUACGUUAUCUGGUUUCUUGCGUCCAAAAACACCACCAAUAUAUUACUCCUCCCGCCAACCACAAUCAAUCAACAUCAAUGGUUCAGUAUCACUCUUGCAAUCGGAUUCAAACCCCAUCGCAAUGCAGCAAAAGUUAAUUUUACAAAAAUCAAUGUACGCAAACUGCAACGCAAAUAUGAGAGCACCGCCAAGUAAUCCACGUCGCACACCUCUACGCAGAGCCUCUAUUGAUGUAUCCAGUCUUGAACGAGAAAAUUUUUUACAACAGAGAAAUAACGCCAUGUAUGCCGCAGCGAACAGAGAACGGCUGCAUCCUUAUCAUGUUGAUCAGGCUCACCGCUCACCACCGAACGCACAGCAUCAAUUCUCCCUAAAUGCUACUACUGGGGACUUACAUGGCAGCUUGAAUUCUAACCCAUAUUUUCAAGCAAAUGAGUGGAAUGAACAAUACCGCAACCGUUGGCCACAUGCCAAAUGACAGCAGUAUGGAAAUUGCAAUUUUUUAUUUAAU
Molecule: messenger RNA, 3549 nt
Organism: Teleopsis dalmanni
Lineage: Eukaryota; Metazoa; Arthropoda; Insecta; Diptera; Diopsidae
Product: probable cyclin-dependent serine/threonine-protein kinase DDB_G0292550
Exons: 3
Coding region: 1-3516 (1171 amino acids)
Source: RefSeq, a predicted model, not a curated record